CUUUAAACAACAUUAACUCUAGCCUACAUGGUCUACCCGAGGCACGGUAGUCUUCCCUGGACCGCCUGUGCUAGCGAUAUGCUGAGACAUAGGACUAGCAGCUCCAGAGUUGUCGCUAUCAACAUACAUACGCAAGUUAAGGCGCCUUGCCCAUUUUGUCGUUAUCACUGACUUUCCAGUAGUAUGGGAAUAUCGUUGUCAGUGGAAGGCUCUGUAAGCCAAGGCUGCGCCUGUCAUGUCUGCUCGCGCGCUGGGGCACGUUCUGAUGGGAAGACUAUCGGGAAGACGCCUACCCUAAGGCGGGCCCCUGGGUCAUAACUCAAGUGCAAUAUUUGCUGCCCAGGCGUUCAAAGUGUCUUCUACAGUUCCCUUCCCUCUGACACGCUUCCAUCAUCAACAAGGUGCGCAAUGGUGGCAGAAGUAGAAGGAUUCAUAACUCUUGAGCCGCAACCCCAGUCGCACCCGCCCUCUCAAGCAUCUAAUUCUUACAUCGUACAUCAUUGGGCUACAAAUGGCCAGAUCACUCCUGGAACCAUCACCUACACGACGAGCAGUAAUGCAGACGGUCACGUUAUAAAUCAUCCUUUCAGGGCGGUGCCUGCAAGCUAUCAGACCUCCCAAGGAAUUGUGCAUGGUCUUCAAUGGGUUCCUGCUGAUGCCACACAGAUCUCGCUAACAGGCGCUCAGCUCUCCAAUACAGGACUUGCGGCAGGAUCCUUUGAUCUCGAUUCUUUGCGUAAAGAGGAUGAUGCGGCAUCUCAGAAGUUGUAUGAACAAACCCUCCAAUCCACUCUUCCCGGUGCACCUGAUACCAUCGCGAUGGCAGCAUCCCUGUUUUCCCCUCGAGGGCGCUCUCCUCAAGGUACUCGUGCGCCUUCUCCAGUGUCGCUACUACAACAUCCUUCACACUCACGCUCUCCUUCCCGCGCGCCGUCCACAUACCAAAGUAGUCAGCAGUCGACGUCACCCUAUCCUUCCUACCGCACUUCUUCGUCUGGUGUUGACAUUCACCCGCAUGUGCCACCCCCAUACCAGAGUCGUCGGCAGUUGGGAUCAAGCUAUCCUCUCCAAUACACUCCUUCACCUUAUGUCCCCCCUCCACAAGUUGUAUACCCGCACGGGUAUGCCUUGGAUGAUCAGCCUAUUUUGGCUUCCCAGUUGCAAGUACCUACUUCAUUUCCAAAUAUACCUUCUGGACCAGGAUUUUAUUCAUCCUCGCGUAUGCCCAUCGUUACAGUCCAUAGAGAAUCAGUGUCACACCCUUCUCUACAUCCGUUCGCCCGUACACCAAAUACUACUCAAGCUUACGCUCCAUUCAGCAUGACAAGGAUUCAAGGAAUGGAUCAAUUUCUCAGCCAGAUUCCAAGCAUGCCAUCGGUGCUCAAUACCCAUGAUGUUUACGACCAGGAUUGGAGCACAUUUAUGAAUAGUAUUUCUUUUGCGUGGAAGGGAACACUACCCCUUCCCACGUUUGCCAGGGGCUUUUUGCGGAGCUCAAUUGUUGCAGAUUUGAUUAGUCGGUGGAACAAUUCCUUCUUCCUUCCCCGCCGAGUAGAGAUAGUCCUUUACAAGGGCUGUGAGCGACGCUCAGGCCCGCACGCAGGGACUGUAGACGAUCGAGUCUCGUUGCCUGCAUCAGAAAAUGAUAAGUACUCGUUAUACUUGACCUGUGUGACGCCUUAUACAGUUGACGGCCGACUCAGGUCGACCAGUUACAAUACCCAUAGAGCCUACGGUAGCUCAAUGGCAGCCCACAACCCUGUAACUUAUGCCUACUAUUACUGAUGGAAUAACAAGCUUGCAAGAAGGUAGAUAUGGGAUUGUUGAUCUUUUCUAUUGUUAUUUGCAUAAUAUAACCAUCUUACUGUGUUUCUCACUACACGGCAUAACCCAGAAUUAUCCCAAUCACUGAUGCCAGUCACCGUUUGCACGCUG
Messenger RNA from Suillus bovinus, 1935 nucleotides. RefSeq lists its product as uncharacterized. Bases 409 to 1785 code for a protein of 458 amino acids. Lineage: Eukaryota; Fungi; Basidiomycota; Agaricomycetes; Boletales; Suillaceae. The transcript has 7 exons. The record is from RefSeq and is a predicted model, not a curated record.